UAUGGGCCGGCACAAGCCGGCCCAUUCUAUGAAAUAAGAUUUAUAGAGCUGCAUGCGUUUCUGCGGGAUAGGGAAUUAAGUUUCUGCGGGAUGUGUGUGUAUAUUUGAUAAAAGAGCAAUACUGCUUGUAAAUAUGAUUUUCAUCAUUUGCAUGUAAAAUAAUUCGUUUUGUUUCCAUAAAAAUAGCAAUACUGAUUUUAAAUAUGAUUUUCAUCAUUUGCAUGUAAAAUAAUUCGUUUUGUUUUUUUAAAUGUUUGUUUUAGCAAAUAACACUGCGUGCGCCCAGGUCACACCGGUGCAGUCCAUGUAUCAUUUCAUUCGGUAAACCUUUGAUUCCGUAAUCUUCAUUAGAUGAGGUAUAAAUCGGCUGAGGUGUGCCGAGAUUGUUGACCUUAAAGCUAUUUAUAUGCUGUCGUCAUAGGUGUGCCGAGUUGACCUAAAAGCUAUUUAUAUUAUGUCGUCAUAGUUUUCGAGACUCCUCUUAGUUUUACCAACUCUUGCUUUAGGAUUUUCGCGCGCUUUUAAACAAAGGAUAUUUUCGGAAUCCCGGGGUUUAUUUCGAGACUCCUCUUAAUUUUACCAGUUCCUGCGCUAUGAUUUUCGCGCGUUUUUAAACAAAGGAUCUCUUCGGAAUCCACCUUUUUGCUGAAAGAAGUCAAAAUGUCGGACGAAAGUGUGUCAAAGCGUUUAAAAGUCAUGAAGAAAUCAGACGAGUUGCUUCAUUACAACAAUUCAAAGACAAACAAAGAAAUGAAAUAUUUUAAUAUUGUUGGCGCUGAAGGUGAUAAUGCUAUGAUUGUCAGAUGCUACAUUACAUCUAAGUUCAACACCAUUGAACCUGGAUUGAGCUUCAGAUUUCAAAAUUUGACAACUCGAGGAAAGAAUGAGUUUUGGGCAACCAGCAAAACAAUCAUAUCAUACACGUCUACAGUUGAUGUAAGCCCAGACAUUGCUCUUCCAUGCUUGCCAGAAAAAAUGCCACCAGAUGGACUUAACCAUUCUUUACAAGAGGCAUUAAAUUCCCCAGAAAAAUCUAGCAUUAUGGGAAAAAUUGUUAAGGUUUCUCCAAUUAAGUAUGUAAGAGACGGCAAUCUUGCAGUGAAGUCAAUACUCUUGAAGGACAACAGCACAGUUGCCAAAGUUUGUCUUUUUGACAAACUUGCAGAAAAUGAGUAUGCCGAAGGAAACAAUUUGCAAAUUACAGCAGUGUAUCCAAAGAAGUACUUAGGUGUUGAUCAGUUGACUGCAACUGCAGUAUCAAAAUGUCAGUUUUUAUCUGACCAGAAUUUCCCCGAAAUGGUUGAAGAAGAUUUACAGAUAUUUCAAAAUGACGAAGACUUCUUCAAUUCUGUUAGUGAUUUGCAAGCAUCAAUUGUUACUCUUACAGACAUCCUUGAUAUUGACAUCUACGAUGUUUGCGCCAAAGAUGCCUGUAGAGAGAAAAAAAUGCUGAAAGACAAAUGUCCUAUCUGUGGUGGCAAGGAUAAAAAGAAUGAAAGAAACAUCAGAGUAACCUUCUUGUAUUCCACAGAAUCCAAGCAAGAUGAGAGGUCAACUGUCUUUAAAAACACUCUGCGAGAAAUCAUGAAAGACAAUUUUAACAUCGAGUCAAAAUCUGCAUGUUUGAGCGCUCUUCUCGAAAAGUUGCCAAUAAAAUUUAAAUGUUACAUUACAGCGAAAAACUCAUUCUACAACAUCUCACAGUUGUAGAUAGCAAUGUUAGUUUUUUCUGAAAGGUUACAUUACAGCAAAAAAAAUCUCACAGUUGUAGAGAGCAAUGUUAGUUUUUUCUGAAUUUUUUUUUAUUUUAGUUUUUUUUCAUAUAGCUGAUCUUUUUUCUGUAGAUUUUUUGUUUUAGGUUUUUUGUUUAAUAGUUUCACUAGCUAUAAAAGUAUAUGUUCACAUGUCAAUUGAUGCAAGAUGAAAGAGGCGCUGUAUUUAAAAAGACAAUUUACAAGAAAUUACAAAGGAUGUUGACUUUUAAACUAGGAGCAUGUCUUGUGUAAGUGUCCAUUUGGAAAUGUUUCCAAAAUUAUAUUAGUGUGAGAUAUACAUUUUUUAAACAUCUCAGAGUUGUUUGACCUCUGACAGUUGUAUUGUAGUAAGCAAUAAUGUUAGUUUUUUUUUGGUUUUUUGCUUUUGUUUUACUUUUUUUGUAAUUUUCAAUGCUAUAGAAGUACGUAGUAUUAGCAGUCAUCAUUUUUUGUUGUUGUUGAUUUUGUUAACUUUAGCACCAUUAUACAAACUGUAGCUUUAGCACUCAGUACAAAAUAUUUACAAGCAGUAUUAUUUUAGUACAAUAUAGCUCUCGAAAAAAGAUAUUCUUUGUUCUAGUCGUUCCAACUAGUCAAUUAUUUUUAAACUUGUUAUGUCAAUAAAGUUUUCAUAUAUUCAAAAUGAAUUGAUUAUUUUAUAAACUUUGAUAUCUGCAUGACCCUUAGCUUGCUACUUUGGGAUUAAAGGUCACAGACACAUGGAAAGAUGGUUUGAAGUUAGGUUAAGCAAUGUUUAAGGUAGUCCCUUUAGUACUGAUCUAGUGAUUUUGAGGUGAAAGGUUCAAAGUUUCUGCACAUAAGAAAAUACUGUUUGCUGAAUAUCUUGAUAAAUAUUCAUCGAAGUUCUAACAUCCAUAGUUAAUCGACAUAAUAGGUUUAUUCGCUAAUGAACACUUAAUAUUGUCUAAUCAUAGUUUAUAAAAACCUUACUCGAUAGAAACAAUCCUACUUCUGCAAUUUUG
Messenger RNA from Magallana angulata, 2737 nucleotides. RefSeq lists its product as uncharacterized. Bases 661 to 1710 code for a protein of 349 amino acids. The transcript is spliced from 5 exons. The record is from RefSeq and is a predicted model, not a curated record. Lineage: Eukaryota; Metazoa; Mollusca; Bivalvia; Ostreida; Ostreidae.